Molecule: messenger RNA, 1612 nt
Organism: Nycticebus coucang (slow loris)
Lineage: Eukaryota; Metazoa; Chordata; Mammalia; Primates; Lorisidae
Product: sialin-like
Exons: 11
Coding region: 1-1434 (477 amino acids)
Biological process (GO): monoatomic anion transport; transmembrane transport
Molecular function (GO): transmembrane transporter activity
Source: RefSeq, a predicted model, not a curated record
AUGGCCUCUGAUUCAGAGCCAGCCUCUGAGGAUAGGCUAAAAGCUCGAGUGUGCUGCUCGGCCCGUUACAACUUAGCCCUUUUGGCGCUUUUUGGAUUUUUUGUUGUCUAUGCAUUACGUGUAAACCUGAGCGUCGCCUUAGUGGACAUGGUAGAUUCCAAUACAACCUUUCCAGAUAACAGAACCUCCAAGGAGUGUCCAGAGCAUUCCACUCACAUGAAAGUUCAUAAUCGGACAGGUAAAAAGUACCAAUGGGAUGCAAAAACUCAAGGAUGGAUUCUCGGUUCUUUCUUUUAUGGCUACAUCGUCACGCAAAUUCCUGGAGGAUAUAUUGCCAGCAAAAUAGGAGGGAAACUGCUGCUAGGACUUGGGAUCCUGGGCACUGCUGUCCUCACCCUGUUCACCCCCGUUGCUGCCGAUUUAGGGGCUGGAGCUCUCAUUGCACUCAGAGCACUGGAAGGACUGGGAGAGGGUGUCACAUUUCCAGCCAUGCACGCCAUGUGGGCUUCCUGGGCUCCCCCUCUGGAAAGAACCAAGCUUGUGAGCAUUUCCUAUGCAGGAGCACAUCUUGGGACGGUAAUUUCUCUUCCUCUUUCUGGAAUAAUUUGCUACUACAUGAAUUGGACUUACGUCUUCUACUUUUUUGGUGUACUUGGAAUACUUUGGUUUAUUUUAUGGAUGUGGUUCGUUAGCGAUACACCAGAGACGAACAAGAGAAUCUCCCAUUCUGAAAAGGAAUACAUUGCUUCAUCAUUAAAAAAUCAGCUUUCUUCACAGAAGUCGGUGCCGUGGGUUCCCAUUUUCAAGUCACUGCCAGUUUGGGCUAUAGCAGUUGUACUUUUUUCCUACACCUGGACUUACUAUACUUUAUUGACAUUACUGCCGACUUACAUGAAGACCAUCUUAAGGUUUGAUGUUCAAGAGAAUGGGCUUUUAUCUGCAUUGCCUUAUUUUGGUGCUUGGUUGUGUAUGAUCCUAGCUGGUCAAGCUGCUGACCAUUUAAGGGCAAAAUGGAAGUUUUCAACUAUAUGCGUUCGCAGAAUUUUUACCUUUAUAGGGAUGAUUGGACCCGCAGUCUUCUUAGUAGCCGCGGGAUUUAUAGGCUGUGAUUAUUCUUUGGCUGUUGCGUUCCUGACCAUAUCAACAACCCUGGGAGGCUUCUGCCCUUCUGGAUUUUUCAUCAACCAUCUGGAUAUUGCUCCUUCGUAUGCCGGCAUCCUCCUGGGGAUCACCAACACAUUCGCCACUAUUCCAGGAAUGAUUGGGCCUGUGGUUGCUAAAAGUCUGACCCCUAAUAACACCGUCAGGGAAUGGCAAACUGUUUUCUGUAUCGGCGCUGCCAUCAACGUGUUCGGUGCCGUUUUCUUUUCUCUAUUCGCCAAAGGGGAAGUGCAGAACUGGGCCCUCAACGAUCACCACGGACACAGAAACUGAAGGAAGCAACAAAGAAUGCUCUGUCUGUUCACAGAUUGUUAUCUAUCAUGUAACCUACAAGUGCCUUUGAUAUUUUAGUGCGUAAGUGUUCUGUGUUUUAAAAAAUUAUACUUGUGGGCAGGGCCUGUGGCUCAAUGGAGUAAGGUGCUGGCCCCAUAUGCCAAAGGUGGUGGGUUCA